Molecule: messenger RNA, 6554 nt
Organism: Carcharodon carcharias (great white shark)
Lineage: Eukaryota; Metazoa; Chordata; Chondrichthyes; Lamniformes; Lamnidae
Product: solute carrier family 66 member 2
Exons: 5
Coding region: 513-1256 (247 amino acids)
Biological process (GO): retrograde transport, endosome to Golgi; phospholipid translocation
Cellular component (GO): endosome; trans-Golgi network
Source: RefSeq, a predicted model, not a curated record
ACGGUACAAGUAGAUUCAGCAUCGCGCUUGACAGACUUGACCUCAGUCAACACAAGUUUAGAAAUUAUAUUUAAAUGAAAGUAACUAGAAAGUGAAAGUGCAGCAGGCGGCUCUGCCCGCCCCCCAACCUCUGGAUAUUGAGCUGCUGUUUUACGGUCUGCAGAGAGUAGAUUGACAGAGUACAGUGACAGAGCUAGCGAUAUUGUAUUUCCAUCCUGCAGGAAGUACAGUCUUUAGAUGCUAUGUAGCUGAAACAGUUUCCGGAAUCCGUCUUAGCAUGUUAAGAACAGGAAGAAGUACGAAAGCUGCGUCGGAGCACAGAAACUUCCUGAUCCAGCUGGUUGAAAGGAGUUUCGUAAAGCACCAGUCAAGCUGACAUGUCAUGACAGCUCCUGCUCAUCCAUGAAGCGCUGUCAUUGUGGUUUGCAGAAUCUGUACUUUAUGGUUCACUUGAAGUCAGCAAGUUGACCGUGACACUCCGCUUUUGCUUUAUAUUGUUUUUGAUCAUCCCGAUGGCUGAUGCAGAGCCCCGUGGAUUCCCCCCUGAGCUAGGCUUCGAUUCCCCCUGGUCUUUCCUGUCCUGGAUCGCCUCCUUUCUGAUGGUCUUUGGGGGCGCGUUUCCAUACUUCCCGCAAUAUCGCGACAUCCAAAAGAGUGGCAACGCCGAGGGCUUCUCCACUCAGGUGUGCUUGGUGAUGCUAGUGGCGAGCAUCCUGCGCCUUUUCUUUUGGUUUGGGAAACAUUUUGAACUUACCCUCCUAUGGCAGAGCAUUGUCAUGAUAAUCACCAUGCUGGCCUUGCUGCACUUGUGCUGUACUGUUCAGAGAUCUUCCAGAAUGAGCACCAGUAGACACUUUUUUACAGACUUUGAUCCAAGAUAUUUUUGGGCCUGGAGCCGCUUUCUUGAUUACGUCCAGUUUUGUUUAACCUUCACUGUGAUGUGCUUCUUUGUUACAUACCUCUUUAUUGACUCUCAACUCUAUGUGGAAACCCUUGGCUUCUCAGCUGUCCUCAUUGAAGCCAUGUUGGGAUUACCUCAGCUUUUCCAGAACUUCAAGAACAAGUCAACAGCAGGAAUGAGUGUGAAGAUGGUGCUGUUGUGGACCCUGGGCGAUAUCUUUAAGACGACAUACUUCAUUGCUAAUGCAACUCCAGUACAAUUCUGGGUUUGUGGGACUGUUCAGAUUUGCAUUGACAUUGCAAUUUUCUUUCAGGUUUUCACCUAUGGACAAGAGGAGCGUGAAAAAUACACCUAACAAGAUUGCAUAGCGUCAGAGAAUGGCUGCCUGGGCAGCACAGUGAGGCUAGAUUUUUUUCUUCCCGUUUCUAUGGAAGAAUAUCCUGUGCUGUGACAUCAUUCAUCUAAAGUGCCUUAACCAAAGAAAGCAUUUCUUUCCUGCAGGAUGCAUUCUGCUUUUGUCUAAAAUAUCUAAAUUAAGAACUAAACCGUACCUCCAACAUGCAGUGGGAAGAGGUAGCUUUAAGUAUCUUUUAUGAUUUAGCUAUCAGCAAGAAGAGGCGAACAAGGACAGCAGCAGCAAGAACAGAGAACUACGCACCUUUGUUAAAAGCAUACAUUAAGGUCUGACAAGAUGACUAUUGCUGGAAUAUGAGAAUGGUUCUAAACAUCUCCUCAAGCCUUAAUAUAAAAUUAAUUUUGUAUUAUAAUCUAAACUUUCCACAUACAGGUCGGUGACAGGAAUUUUACUCCCUGCGAAUGCGUUACCUGUCAUUUUCCACUGGGCAUAGGUAUCAGUUCAGUUCUACACUGUCAGCACACGUUUGGAAAAUUACUCCCUUUUUAAUCCUUUAGGUUUUAAACAGUUGCCCAAAAGUAUUAAAUAUAGUUGAUACUGGCUUUAUAGCCUUUAUAGUGUUGUGUCUGACAUAUUGAAUGACAAUAUUUAAAAACCAGACUAUACAGAGGAGACUUUCAUUUAAAAUGAUUGGAAAUCCUGGAAAAAUGCUGCAGAUUUGGACCCUGAAUCAUUGAGAACUUAUUUUUCAAUGAGAUCUAUUAAAGGAUCAAUUCCAGCAUUUUAUUACAUGAUAUUGUCCAUUGCAAACACUGGAAAUUGCUUUUUUGUUGUUCCUUCUACUGUUUUACACUAUUUCUACUUUCUGUGCUUUGUGUUUCACUUUGUUUUUUUUUAAAAAGAAAACAAUGCAACAAUUAGGUGGCUUUACUCUUGGCCUGUUCCCUGAGCAUUAUAUUUUUUAGUGAUUAGUUAUUUGGUCAUUUCUAAACCAAACGUAUCAAGUACACGCAAAAUUUAAUUUGCUGUAACAUAAAUGCUCAGUGCGCUGAACGAAUCCUGUGGGUGGAUAAUCGGAGGAAAAGUGACCUUGAAUAAUGAAUGUGAUAAGGAUAUGCUUUAUUGUUGAAAAUAGUGCAGAGUCUAGAAUAUUUACAUAUUAUUGCUGGAAAAGUGUUUUAAACGUUAUUUCCUGCUUAGUAGGAUAUUUUUAACUAUCUUAAAAGAAAAUUAAGUUUUCCCUUGCUAAAAUGUUAUUUAAAGUAAAGUUAAGUAAGUCAGUUCUUAAAAAGUAUGCAAUGCACCUUUUGUUUAGAUAAGCAGCUAACAGUCCAAUGUAAAUGCACUCAUUGUCCCACAUAAAAAAAUCGUCUGUACGUUGUACUUGCAGUGAUGCUACGCUGGUUAGACCUCCAACUUGUUUUUAAUGUUGCAACAUUACCUGUCCUCCUGAAGAAGGGUUUAAGGAAAUAUUUUACUUUCUCACACACAAUUGAUCUUCACCAUCCACCACCAACGGGCAGCAAGGGGGUCAAAGCGACGGCGUUGCCUGCCCACAUUUGCCAGUGUGAGACCCGGGUCAUUGGAAGCCCUGGCUUGAUUUAAAUGCUGUUGGUGAGCUGCAGCUCGUGAGAUACAGGAGGGCAGGAGAUUGACCGGCUCCUAAGUUGAGCUGGCAGGUCAGGUCAAUUUUGGUAGGGCAAGGUGGGUUUGUGAUUCCGAGGUGGGGAUCAAAUGGAGCAGGAAGGUAGCUGGCUGCGGUCUCUUUUUUCUGGAUGCCAAAAGGAAUACCCCUGCUCCUCCUGCCCCAGGAGAAUAAAAUGGAAGUUUCUUGGGCUGUUUCAUAGGUCUCCUAAGGGCCGUUGAUUGUUCUGCACAACACCCUGUACAAAUGGUUGCAGUGUGGACCUCAAAAUUGCAAGUCAGUCUUACAGCCAGCAUAGAGCACCAAGUUGUGUACUUAUUCUGCUGCCUGUUUCAGAUGGACAGGAUGCUCGCACAUUCGCAGGCUCAUCUGGAAUUCCCAUCCAGAAGACCUUGUGCAUCCAGCUCCUGCCCCUACACCAUAGAGUGAUUUUCAAUCGUUGACCAUCUCUUUUUCAGGCGAUUAAAGGACCACAAGCAAUUGAAAAUCACCCUCGCUACUUCAUAGCAAGAAUUAGCAAGUCAUUAGCAAGAAUUAUUUCAUUACUUUGCUCCUCACACCCGUUUUAGGUUGUGAGCAAAAAUUGGCAAGGCAGUAAUAAUGAAAUUAAAGUCUAAUAAAACAUACAAUACUGGAAACGCUCUGUCAGUCAGGCAGCAGCUGUGGAGUGAGAAAUACAGUUAACCUUUCAGGUCAAUGACCUUUCAUCAGAACUCAGCUUUCCCAGUAUUAUGUUUUGUAUUACAGGAAAGGCUGUCACUACUUUUAUUUAUCAGUAUAGGCACAUUUCCUUUUGUGUUAACUUUUAACAGAACUGAAUACACUAGGGGCGGAAUUUUACAGCCCCUGUCUUAGUGGGGGCAGGGUCGUAAAAUGUGACGAGCCAUUCAAAGGUCCAUUGACUUUGGCGGGACCAGAAAUUCCACCGGUGGGAGGGGCCAUAAAAUUCCACCCCAUAAGGCCCCAUUACCAAGUCUGCCUCCUUGCAAAUAAUUGGAUAGGCUAAGGUGCAGGUGGAUGCUCCAUCUUUACAAGGAUGAAUGGGAUUUCACAACCAAGGCUGACCAUUUUCCAAGCUGAUCCACCAGACUCUUCCCAGAGCUACUAUGAAAGCCUGGUGAAACAACUGACAAAAUCCAGCACCUUAUAUCCUGAAAUAAAGGAAUUAAUCAUUCAUGGAAAGAAGACAAAAAAUGUUGGGUGGGAUUUUCCUCCCGAUGCCAGCAGACUUUUAACGGCUUUCCAAAUUUUCCCAUCUUGCCCGUGACAAUGCCCACCAGUGUCAGGGCUGGAAAAUCCCACCCAUGGUUUUGGGAGUUCCUCACCCCAACCCAGACCUGGUGCAAACCUGGAUAUCCAUAGCCCAGUUACAUGAGGCAUACCAGCCUUCAAAGGGGCAGAAAUGAACCCCACCAGGGCAACAGGCCCCAAGAGGCAACCUGAACCCCUGAAAGUGAUAGGGUUACAUCGGAUAUGCGGAGGCUAUGGGCUGGCAUUCGCUAAUGAGGCUUGGGAUUCCCAGUCGUCCCCUCUCCCUACCUCCCAGACGAAAGUCAGGCAGUUGAGCUUCCCGCAGCAUGAGACAGGUAGGUGCCAGAGAUACAGCCAUAGUGGUGUAGAUGCUCACUUACUUUGCAGAAAUAAUGUAUCCUCCCACUCACCCCCGCAGCUGUGGCACAGUUGAGCACCGACAGUGAGAUAGCCAAGCAAUUACUAGGAUUGCAACCUGCACAUUUUUGGGCUCUUGGCAUAUGAUUUUCUUUAUUAUUUUGUCUUUGAAUAUUUGCACAAAAGAUUAAGUACAAAUAUAUUUAAGUUACAUGAAUAAAGCAGACUUUACUAGUGCAAUGCAAAAAUUAAUAUCAGAUGGUUUGUGCAUACACAGUUAUAGGGGGUGAGGUUUUUCCUCACCAUUCAGAAAGGUUCGACUUUUUUUAGCCUAUGUUAUUACAGAAUGUACUGCCGCAGUGGUUUUCAGGUUCAGUUUGACUGAGCUCCAGCAGGGCUGGAUGACUUUAUAUUACAUUAUUCAUCAUGUUUUUUUGUACAUGGGUAAUACACUGGCGGUGAAUUUUACCUGAGUUGUCAAUGCCAAUUAUUGUCUUAUACAUUGUAUUUGAAUCAAAUAUAUGCUUCUAUACAAUGAAGAUGUUAUUGAGGUAACUGAAGAAAUGCUGCACGUUCAUGUGCAGUCCGUAGUUUCACAAUAAUCCACCAUAUCUUUUGCCAAAGCAUUUAAUAAUUUGAGGAUGUUGAUUCUCUGAAUUAACAAAGUACCUUUGGAAAUAGCACACUUUCUCCCAUUGUGCAGAGAUAGGUUUUCUAUAAUACCUAUCAGGAUAAGCUGAAACAUUUUAGUUUUAUACAUUUUAAUUUUGGCAUAAAUAAAUGCCCACAGUCACUGCAGGAUUGAUUUUCUUACACAUUCUCAAAUUGUAGUCAGUCACUUCAAAAAAAAAAUCAUAACGCAGAAUGACUAGAUUUGAUAUGUAUUAUGUUCAUUUCAGCUAUUCAUUCAUACAUGCAUAACAGAGCUUUACUUUCAGCAGCUUGGUAAUAUUUAAGAGGCGUUAAUACAGAGCAGGUAUUUUUUGAAGUCAUUUGUGAUACAAUAUACAGUCCAGGGUGAUUGAACAAGCUUGUACUCAACCUAAAUUUUGUUUUAAAUUUUGAUUUUAUAUACAUAUUUAUACUGGAUACCACUCAGUGAAUUUAUGGUAGCAGCUACUCUCAGGUUUUAGAUGAUACUGGCAGAAGAAGCAGAACAAGAGUUUAAGCCAAACCUCUGUAUUUAUGCCAAGAGAAAAAUGCUGCACCACUGAACCUCAACCUCAGCUCUUUGUAUUGAUACAAAGUACUGGUGGUGAAGCUUCACAUGUAAUUUCUACCAGUGAAAUCCUCUCCCAGGCUCCCUCAUUACUUGGAACAUGAGUGGAGAAUUUCAGAUACAGUACUUAGUUAAUUAUCGUUUGCUGAACCAGGAUUGCCAGAACAUGCACUUGGCAUUGAGAAAUCUGGGACUUGUUUGAUGAUGUCCAAUUUUGUUUUGUGUGCUGCCAGCAUCACUGAUGUCAAAUCUGAGAGUAUCUGUUAUGCUUCCAAUUGCCUUUAGUUAGAUUCUGUUCUGGCACUAGUUCUAUACAAGAGAAUCAACUGAAUUGUUCCCUGGGGCCAUGCCUCGUAGUUCACUGAAUGGUGCCCAGUAAUGUGCAGGAGGUGAUUUUGUGAAGAAAGAGUCCCAGUGCCUCACGAGAUGAAUGGACCACAUAAUUGAUCCGACAGUGUUAUAUCUCUUCUUCUGACCCACACUCCUUAUCUGGUGAAGUUCCAUGCCAAGCUGGAAGCUUCUCAAAAACUCCCCUGAUAGUACACACCAACAUUGUAGAUGAAUUUAUGUUGAUCUAUGCAAGGAAUUGCCUUUGUGUCUUUUUUAACCUUCCAGGUCAAAUAUAACGUUUAAGAAUCUACACAUAAAUUAUCCUGUUUACUUUCAAAUAUUGUUUUGUAAGGAAAAAAGAACAAGCAUUCUACAUAUGUAUGUUAUUCUGCUAAAUAGCUUGACAAUGUUGCAUUUUGAUGUCUUGUUUAAUAUUUCAUUGUUGAUAAGGACGAAAAUAUCAUGGUGUUGUAUUAAAAUGCUUAAUGAAAAUGUA